CAGCUAAAUACUUUGAGGUAAAAACGUGAUCUUCAGUAUAGUUAGCUGUUAUGUCGGUCAGCUAUAUUCUCGGUGGGUUUGCCACAUUCGCCAAACUCCGAUCGAGCCAGGAUGACGACUGGGUCGACAGAAUGAAUCACGUGUACACGGUCGCCCUGUUGGCGCUCUUCGCUGUCUUCGUCAGCGGUGGACAGUUCUUCGGAAACCCCAUCGAGUGUUGGUGCCCUGCGCACUUCACGCCUUCAAUGGUGGCCUUCACCAAGUCCAUCUGCUGGGUGAACGGCACGUACUUCAUCCCCAUGCAAGAAGGCAUUCCAAGUGAACACGAACUGCGAGAGAGAGAGCAGCUGCCCUACUACCAGUGGGUCCCGGUGAUGUUACUGUUCAUGGCUUUUCUCUUCAAAUUCCCCGCCGUCAUAUGGCGUCUCCUCAGCACGAACUCUGGAAUCAGUUUGGAGAAGAUCAUCAACAUUGUUACCGAGCAGCAGAUGAGUUCUCCGGAGAAGAGGGAGGAAAUUACAAAACACAUAGCCCAGUACAUCGACCGAUGGCUGGAGGUGAACCGGCAGUAUCACUGGAAUUGUUUUGUGCGAAUGCGUCAGCGUCUGUCCAAGUGUUGUUGUAUUUUGUUUCAGAAACGUGCUGGGACGUACCUCACCGGGCUGUACAUUCUCGUCAAACUCCUUUACGUGGCGAACGUGAUCAGCCAGUUCUUCCUGCUGGACGCGUUCCUUGGGGGCUGGUACAGUAUGUACGGUUUCGAGACCCUCGCCAGCCUCUCGGCAGAGCACCAGUGGGAGGAGUCGAGGCGCUUCCCCAAGGUGACGCUGUGCGACUUCGACAUCCGGCAGUUGAACAACGUCCAGCGACAGACUGUGCAGUGCGUGCUGCCGUACAACCUGUUCAACGAGAAGAUCUUCAUAUUCCUCUGGUUCUGGUUCCUGCUCGUCGCCACGGUGACGUUCUACAACCUGCUCGUGUGGCUGUGGCUGGCGCUGAUGCAGAACAACCGCGGCCGGUUCGUGAAGAAGCACCUCAAGGAGGUGGACGCCCUGCACGGGGAGGUGGACAAGAAGCUGGCCAAGCGCUUCGCCGACCAGUAUCUCCGUGAUGACGGUAUCUUCGUCCUGCGACUCAUCGUGAAGAACUCGAGCGAGAUCCUCUUCUCGGACGUGAUGCGGCUCCUGUGGCUCAUCUACAAGAACAAGCACAACAACAUCCAGGAUGAGAGCAUGCUGCUCACGCGCAUGAAGAAGUAAAUAGAGCUGGGCGGUAUCUCCCGUAUACACCGUUCAGUAUCUACCGUGUAUACUGUUUGGUAUCUACCAUAUAUACCAUUCAGUUUCUACCUUAUAUGCCAUUCAGUAUCUACCCUAUAUACCAUUCAGUAUUUACCGUAUAUACCAUUCGGUAUCUUCCAUAUAUACCGUUCAGAAUCUACCGUAUAUACUUUUCAGUAUCUACCGUAUAUACCAUUCAGUAUUUACCGUAAAUACCAUUCGGUAUUUUCCAUAUAUACCAUUCAGUAUCUACCGUAUAUACCGUUCAGUAUCUACCGUAUAUACCAUUUGAUAUCUACCAUAUAUACCGUUUGGUAUAUACCAUUCGGUAUUUUCUGUAUAUACCAUUCAGUAUCUACCGUAUAUACCAUUGGGUAUCUACUGUAUAUACCAUUCAGUACCAAUUUACUGUAUCGAGCAAAUCUCAAAAUACCGAAAUUUUGCUAUUGAAAAAUGUUUUACGCCAUUUAGUAAAGCACUAACAAUAUAUCCGACUAACACAAAAUAGCUGAAAAGAAGAGAGAGAUGAGGGUCUUGUGUAUGGAAGUUAAUUUUAUUCAGAUGAAAUUAGCGGCUGAGACUUAACUCGAGCAUUCAUUUAGAGCCGAGUAUACCGAAAAUACAGACCGAUAUCGGUAUUGUAGCAAUACCGAAUACCGUAUCGAUAUCGAGGUAAAUCCAAAAAUACUGAUACUGGUACUGCACCUGAAAAUUCAAUACCUCCCAGCUGUAGAAAUAAAUGUCUACAGUACGUGAACCAACGACAAAGUCAACUAUAGUCCGUCCCAUCGUGCUACAGAAAUCUUUUUUUUGUGUAAAUAAUUUCAGUUUGGUUUGACAUAAGAAGAAAAGUAAAAGUUUUUUUGAAAUAACAUUUUCUUUUACUAUUUUUGUGUCUAAUUUAAAAAAGAAAUCGGUUGAGGUAUAAAUAACGUGUUGUCAAUUCCAUAGCGUGAAAAAAGGCAUUCCGUGUGGGAUGGACUUUAGAUUUGUCGAUAGCUGUGGUUAUCUGAGUGAAUCUUGUAACAGAGCUUGAAAUUUACGACGACGCCAACGGCAAUUGCUGUCGUUGCAAUAUGAAUUGCUGUAGGUCAGAGACUACUGAUGGCAGGUUUUGUUUUUUUAUGCUGCUGCUGGAUAAAUAUUAUUGCUGUAAUUUUUGUUUUUUAUACAUAUGUAUUUGUUGCAAAGGUUACUGGUUUAAAAGUGCUGUAGGCUGACUCAAAAUUGAUGUGUGUGAGUUAUUUUGCCUGUGACAGAAACAUUUUAAAAUUGCCAUAGAUAAUAGAUUCUAAAGUUUGAAUGCUGACGUAACCUGUGUGAAGUUUUGAGGAUGUUCCUUAUGUUUUUCACUCGGACUGUCCUGAUUUUACUGCCUUUGUAACAUGUGUUUAACCAAUAGGGCCCUUUAUUAUUGCGAACAUUAAAUACUUGUUUAAAAAUACAGGCCUCUGGGAUUUACAAAUUUGUGUAAUCCGUUUAUCAGUUAUUCAAAAACAGUUUCAGGUAUCCCAUUUCCUUUUUGUGUUAUAUCCACAUACAUGUAGGUGACGUCCUUAAUUUAACGAGCAAACCAAAAAUAAGUUCUGCAAAAUUAGAUCUGUGUGAGUGAUGCGCAAAUGAAAUGAUUGCUCUCGCAAUUUCCUGAGCCCUGGGAUACCUGUGUCGGUGCAGUCAAACCUGUCUUAAACGACCAAUCAUGAGAGUUGGCAAAAGUGGCUACUUAGAACAGGUGGCCGCUGAUUAAAUGUCGUUACUUUUAGUUUCUUAACAUGUGCUUUAUUUGUUACUGUCUGUACUGCUAAUUAAUGAAUGUGCACAUUCUAUAGUUUACUGUCGGUUUUUUAAAUUUUAAUUUUGUGUUUAUUUGUUACAAAAGAUACUGCUUUGAAAUUGUUAUAGGCAGACUCAUUUUGUGCAUGCAUAGUUCAGGCAAAUCUAAUUUUGCAGAAGUGUUUGACAGCACACUUUCUUAACCAUUGUUGUGGCCAGGGUUACCUGAAUUUAUUUUGAAUUAACCAUCAGAGGCCUGCUUCCAAAUCCACAAUAAGUUCAAGCCUUGUACAUUAGGAAAUGUACUAAAGUUCAGGGCACAAUAUUUCAAGAGAACCGUUGUUCUGUUCGCAUGUCGGUUGCACAACUUUAAAAUCACGAGAACCGCCAAUCAGGUUACGUGGUGAACAAUUAUAUUCUAAAAUGUACCAUAUUAUAGUAAUGAAAGUGAAAAUCAGUUUGUUUUUGAACGCCAAUGUAGCAGAGAAGAUUCUGUAGUUCAAGUGUUUUAGGAUUAGGUAGGCCUAACUCAUCGGUUACGAGAACUAUAUUCACUUAACCGAACAAUCGGUUACCUAAGUAAACAUCAUGUGAACUGACUUCCGGUUACCUUAGAUUUUGAAAUAUUGUCCCCUGAAGUGUGAGCUACUAUAAACAUUAGGACCGGGAAAAGCACAUAGAUAUUGAUAGUCUGAACGUGGACAGUGUGUUUAACCAGGGCUCGAAACGGCCUGUGGCCAGGUCGCCAAGUGCGACCAGUGUACUGUUUGGGCGACUUGAAUAUUAAAAAGAUAAUGGCAUUAGUUGCCCAAAUAAUACUAUUAUUUGAGCGAUUUACUUUAGAUCUAUAACAUAUGAGUCACUAUUAAUAUUUGUAUCUAUUUAUUCCACAUUAAAAUCUUGCUCGUGGUUUGUGGUUCUCUUACAAUAAUUUGCCAACAUCCAUUAUUUUUUGGGUCAUGAUCCACCAUAUUUUUGGCGAGUUUCGAGCCCUGAUUUAACAUGUAAUUUUAUUGUUAGAGGAGCUCAGUUAGUUAAUAAUUUUUAUAAACACAGAGUUGGUAUAUCAGAUCUAUUGAUGGGGUAGUGUUUAGUGUUAAUGCAGGCCUUGGCAUUUCAAUUUAAUGGGAAACAUGUUUUCCGGCUCCAUGCCCUGUAAUUAUCACGACCCAUCGGAAACUGUUUUGGAAACAUCUUAAGGAAUGCUGGGAAUGGUAGAUUGCAUGUUACCAUGACAACAGGGAGCAGACUUUUGGUUGUGGUAUUUUGCCAACACAACUGGAAAUGAUUGUUACUGUGAAAUCCAAAGGCCUUUAAUGUUGGAGUCCAUUUAAUGUUUAUUAAAUUUGCAAAAGAUAAUACAUUUUUUUUAAAUGUCUUUGUUUUAGGUAAAACAUUUUACAACAUUAUGCUUGAAGAUCCUGUUGACUGGCUUUUAAUUUAACUAGAUUAACUUGUUAUGAUUGAUAUUUUAACAUGGUAUGUAUGGAGCUGCUUACAAAGGUACUUGUGUUGUGCAAAUGAUUUAUAGACAUGAGAUCAGAAUGACAAAUUGUAAUAUUUAUUAUCAAUAUGUUAAUAUUAUAUUAUAUGGACAAUGUUAACUCCUUGGAGCAAGGAAACUAUCUGACGCAUAGUUUUCUCUAAAUAUUUAGCAUAUUAUGAAUCAUUUAUGGUUUAUUUUUCUAGAUAGUUUGUUAACAUUAUAAGCAUUUAGUUUAUUGUGUUUUACUUAGUUCCAUUUUUAAUUUGUUGUCAUUUAAAUAGUUUUGAGUUGGGAUGUAGCCCAGUGGUAAAGCGCUCGCUUGAUGUGCGGUCAGUUUGGGAUCGAUCCCCGUCGGUGGGCCCAUUGGGCUAUUUC
Gigantopelta aegis is the source of this 4914-nucleotide messenger RNA. Its product is annotated as innexin unc-9-like. The record is from RefSeq and is a predicted model, not a curated record. The coding region runs from base 51 to 1259 and encodes 402 amino acids. NCBI's taxonomy places the organism in Eukaryota, Metazoa, Mollusca, Gastropoda, Neomphalida, Peltospiridae. The transcript is spliced from 2 exons.